This is a messenger RNA of Chanos chanos (milkfish), 3249 nucleotides long. It is a transcript of the gene tbc1d31, whose product is annotated as TBC1 domain family, member 31. Gene Ontology annotation, molecular function: protein binding. The record is from RefSeq and is a predicted model, not a curated record. Bases 1 to 3249 code for a protein of 1082 amino acids. Lineage: Eukaryota; Metazoa; Chordata; Actinopteri; Gonorynchiformes; Chanidae. Gene Ontology annotation, biological process: cilium assembly. The transcript has 22 exons. Gene Ontology annotation, cellular component: ciliary basal body.
AUGCAGACCACAGAUAUCGGCAUCAAAGAAGAUGGAAAGGUAUGGCAUCGAAAGCCAACGCCAUCAAACAGUGGCAUCAUGGUCACCGUGACUCGCAGUGCGCCCGCUAAUCAAAGCAAGACUGUACGUUUCCUUCACGUGGCAUUUGACACAACUGGGGAGUCCUUCCUUGCAGGGGAUCAUCAUGGCAAUAUCUAUGUGUUUGAUAUCAGUAGAAACAGGUUCAAGCUGGUCCAGAAGACCGGUCAAGCUUGCACAGCUUUAGCUUUUAACUUACGUAGGACAACAGAGUACCUCGUUGCGCUCGCUGACUGCUCCGUCAAAUGCUACGACAAAGACACUAAACAGCUAGUUAGCUGGAUGCGGGGGCACGAGGGUGCGGUGUCUUCUUUGUCGGUGCACAGCUCUGGUCGCUAUGCGAUCACCACGUCCUCAGAUACAGCUCAGCUCUGGGACCUGGACACCUUCCAGAGGAAGAGGAAGCUCAAUGUUCGUCAAACUGUGGGAAUACAGAAGGUGUUCUUUCUUCCACUGAGUAACACCAUCCUAAGCUGUUUUAAUGAUGACUCUAUUUUUGCUUGGGAGAGUGACACACUGUUCUGCAAAUAUCAACUGCCAGUUCCUCAAGAAGGACCCAGAGUACACUACAAAGCAUUCGCAGUAACACAGGACGGAAAAACCCUUGCUGCGGGAGGGCGCUGUAAUCUCCUUCACCUGUGGUGUCUGGACAGCAGGCAGCUCCUCAGAGUGGUUCAGAUGCCACCCAAAGUCCGGACCGUCCGGCACCUGGAGUUUCUGCCGGAUAGUUUUGAUGGAGGCUCCAGCCAAAUUCUGGGUGUUUUAAGCCAGGAUGGUAUCAUGCGUUUCAUCAACAUCCAUACGUGCAAACAGAUCUUCCAUAUUGGUUCCUAUGACGAUGCCAUCACUUCAGCAGCCAUUUGUCCCAAAGGCCGUCAUAUUGUGACAGUGAUGGACAGUGGCGCCCUCAAUAUUUACAAUGUGCAAUGCUUGACUCAAGACAUUAACAAGCCUCCUCAACCUCUGGUAAAACUAGUGACCAACAGCAAAAACAGUGGUAACUCCUGCCUGAAAGUGAAGGUGCACUCUGGUGCAGUCCAGCGCCCAGCCAAAACAUCAGGACGCAGAGUCCCAGCCAGGGUACUGCGACCUCCAGCGGUUAGCACAGUGGAUGACAAAGAGAACGAAUUACCUGCUGGCCUAAAUAAGAAGCGACUUCAGGCUUUACUGAGAACAUUUGGAGAAUAUCCUGCCAAAUACAGGAUGUUUAUCUGGCGUUCUCUGUUGCAUCUGCCAGAGAACCAUGCUUCUUUCAGCAGCCUCUCUGACAAAGGGCUGCACUCAGCGUACCUGACCCUGCAUGACCGCUACCCCAUCAAGAGCCACAAACUGCAGCGUGGUUUACAGAGGGUACUGUCUGCACUUGCCCAUUGGUCAGCGAUAUUUGGCGAGACUGAAUAUCUCCCCCUAGUGGCCUUUCCAUUUGUGAAACUCUUCCAGAACAAUCCGCUCAUCUGCUUUGAAGUAGUAGCCACUGUUAUCGUGAACUGGUGCCAGCACUGGUUUGAAUAUUUUCCCAAUCCCCCACUCAAUGUGCUGAGCAUGGCAGAGAAUGUUCUGGCACAUCACGACAAGGAACUGCUGCAGCACCUCAUCGACUGUGGAAUCACUUCACAGCUGUAUGUCUGGCCAUUGCUGGAGACGCUGUUCUCUGAGGUUCUGACCAGAGACGAGUGGCUGAAAUUGUUUGAUAAUGUUUUUUCCAACCACCCGUCCUUCCUGCUCAUGGCCGUGGUAGCUUACGUCAUCUGUUGUAGAGCGCCCUUGCUCCUGUGCAGUCGGAAAGAGGAUUUUGAGUACUUCUUCCAUCACCGGAACAACUUAGACAUAAGUGCCUUACUAAAGGAGACAUAUCGGCUGAUGGAGAGCACACCUGCAGACUUCCACCCCAGCUCAAUGCUGAGUGAUUUUGAGCCCCUGACUGAAGGACAGUACCCUGUUUUUAACAAGUACCCCACCUUUGUAGUGGAGUACCAGUCCCAGGAGCGAGAGAGGAUCCGUCAACAGGAAAUGGAAUACCUGAGAGAGAAACAGGCUUUGCAGGAGCUGCGUUCUGAAGCAGUGAGGCAGCAGGCAGAGGAUGAGGCCUGGUACAAACAGCAGGAGCUGCUCCAGCAGGCUGAGGAGCAGCGCAGGAGGAUCCUACAGGAGGAGGAGAACAAACUCACCGAACAGAGAGCAAGGUUGGCUGCUAUGAAGCGGGAGCUCAAGGUAAAAGAGCUCAAUCUCAUCGAUGCUGCCAGGCGACGCUUCCUUACGCACCAGCAGGAACAACGCAGGACUGAACUGAGUAAACUCGAUGCUGAGAUCCAGAGAAAGAUGGCACAGAGGGAGCAGGAGACAGCAGCAGCCGUUCAAGACAUAGAAAUAAGGCAGAUGGAACUGGACGCACAGCGACGGCUCUUUGAACAGCAACUGGCUAAAGAGCAGGAGCGUGUGACUCAGGAGACGAGAGCAGAGGUGGAAACGCGCCAGCGCAGAGCUGAAGUGGAAGAGUCUGCCUUUCACGACUUGAUUCAGACCGAUGCCGACCUUGGUUUGGAAACGACGAGGGUUCUGGGGGCGUCGCUGGCAGAGGCCGGUCAGCUUGAUCUGGAUGCUGAUUGGCAGACGGAGGUGAUGAGACGACUGGAUAGGGCAGAUGCUGAGCAGGUGAGACGACAACAGCGGCUGGCAGAGCUGAGCCGAGAAACCCGGGCCAAGGAGGAGGAGCUUGUCCAGCUCAUGGGCCGAGUGGAAGGAAAGCAGUGGGAAGAUAUAAUAGCUAAGAAAGCCCAGCUGGAGGAGGAGAGGCAAGCAGCUGCCACAGCAGAUAACCACAGAAAGACUCUGGUCUCCCAGGAGAUAGACGAGAAAGGGCAGCACCAGAAUAAACUUAGGAGGAGCCAGGAGGAGUCCCUGAAUAAUCAGUGGGAGAGGAAGCUCAGGUCUCCAUGCUCAGCCAGAGGAUUUCUACAGAAACCAGAGCACGAAUCAAGCGAGACCAGCAAUAUCUGCUUGAACAACCAGUCCACCUCAGAUGACUCCACUACCUUUUCUCUGGACAGGUGUCGCACGGAGCUGGACAGAAAGGAGAGGGAGCUGAUCCAAGAGGUCCGAGAACUCAGACAGAGACUGGCAGCCAAAGCCAGAGCGGCAGAAUACACACCCCAGUCUACCAGUUCCCGGUGA